This is a messenger RNA of Acaromyces ingoldii, 7761 nucleotides long. RefSeq lists its product as hypothetical. Gene Ontology annotation, cellular component: transcription factor TFIID complex. Gene Ontology annotation, molecular function: catalytic activity; phosphatidylinositol binding; protein heterodimerization activity. Gene Ontology annotation, biological process: cell motility; DNA-templated transcription initiation. Lineage: Eukaryota; Fungi; Basidiomycota; Exobasidiomycetes; Exobasidiales; Cryptobasidiaceae. The transcript is spliced from 8 exons. The record is from RefSeq and is a predicted model, not a curated record. Bases 1 to 7761 code for a protein of 2586 amino acids.
AUGACUGCGGCCGGCUCCUCUGCCAACGAUGCGUUGCAUCACCUCUACGACCAGACGUCGGCCAUGCUUGGCUUUGGGCAGCAGCAGCAGCAGCAGGAGGGUGCCGCACAAGGCGAGCAAGGAGGCGAGUCGCAGGACCAAAAGGACAUAGAUGGACCGGGCAACCACCCUCAGGAUGAGAGCAACCCGAUGCAUGGGUCAGACAUGAAGGCCUCCGAGGACGAGACGAGGGGGGAGCAGACCCAGAAGGCGGGCUACGAAGAGGCGUCCAAGCCGGGCCAGCGCACGACACAGUCUGGACGACAGGCCGAUGCCCUGGAGCGAGCCAUGGGCGAGGAAGGGCCUGUGGGGCAGCAGCUGGGUGCGCAACUCGAUCGCGAGCUCAAAGACGACUUGUAUGCGCGUCAGAGAAACGAAGGUCAUGAGCCGAAGCUGCAAGAAUCGACAAAGGUGGCCGCUGGCGCCGCCGUCGGUGAGCCACUGCAGAGCGACCGUAACCGUGCAGAAGACGCAAAGGAGCAGCGCCUGAAGGAGGAAAAACAAGAGAAGGCGGAAGACGACUCCGACACGGCAUCUAUGCGAGAAGAGAACGAAAAGGAUCAGCCGUCGCCCGCAACGCAGCAGCACCCACACCAAAAGGGACCCGAGUGGGCCUCAAGGCCCGACGAUGCGCAGCGACGCAAGCUCAAAGAGGCUGCCGCAGAGCGAAAGAGGCAGGACUCGGGCAGGGAGAGCACCUGGAGGCGCCUCAAAAAGGGGCUCAAGCCGCAGGACGGCGCAGGCGAAGGGGGAGAAGGCGGCGAAGGAGCAGACCAAGACAGGGCGCAGGGACCACUGGACAUUCGAGGCAUCGACCUGCUGCGCGACCCAAAGGAGAACGAAGAAAGGGCGAGGCAGCAGGCCGAAUCGGGGCAGAGCAACGAAGACCAAGCACCACCCCCGCCGCCAAAGUCGGGUGCAUCGAACAACCUGGGCCAGCUCUUUGUGCCGACGCCCAAGACACCGAGGACGCCAAGCGGCGCAUCGCCCUCGCAGCCGAGCCCGUCUUCACGGCGCUUCAGCUGGCGCGGACAGCCUUCGCCCUCGGCGACCCAGGAUGGCCAAGAGUCGCCGGCCGAGAGCCCCACGCAGGCCAAGAUGACGCGCAUCAGCAAGCUCAUGAUGGGCUCCCAGUCCCGUUCGUCGUCGACGAUGGCCAAUGGCACCUCGUCUACGAUGCCUGCCACGGCACGUGACGACAACGAGGCCGGAGACCAGGACGACGGCACCAUCAGAGGCGUCGACGGCAUGACCCACCAUCCAACGGGCGGCGCUGCAGCCCGCUGGGGCGUGCUGAGGCAGCGUCUCAAGGAGAAUCGGGCAAAGAGGUCCAAGACUGGCGACACAAAGAGCCGUGUCGUAGGCCAGAUGAGCGUCGUGACGGAGCUGCAGUCGGGCAUCCUCCCCGUCUUCCUCCUCAAGAUGAGUCUGGAGCGCGACGAGGCAGGCCACCGUCGCAUCCCCGUCCUCCUCAAUCACGUUCGCCUCAAGAUCACCGACAGCAUCAACAUCUUCCACAACACCCAUGCCAUCUUUCGCAUCGAGCUCGAGUACGGCGAUGGCCUGGUCCGCUGGGUCUGCUACCGUUCCCUGCGCGACUUUAUCAAUCUGCACACCCACUACCGCGCCGCCGCUCUCCGCGGCUACCUUGGCCGGCCCGUGGGCGCCGGCGAGGGCGACGUGGGCCUACCGUCUUUCCCCAAGACGAGUCUGCCCUACUUCAACCAGCUCAAGCAGCAGGGCUGGACAAAGAACAGCGAGAAUGUAAAGGCCGACUUUGCAAAGGCUCAGCGCGACGCCCUCGAAGACUACAUCAUCGAGCUUAUCAAGCGCACCAUGUUCCGUCCCGAGGCCAACCGGCUGUGCAAGUUCUUUGAGAUCAGCGCCCUGGGCAUCUCGCUCUCGACCCGGGGAGGCUACCAGGGGAAGCAGGGCUACCUGCGCAUCCUCUCUCGCUCCUCGCGCAAGGAUGCCCAGCGCGGCAUCUUGACGCCCGUCAGCUGGGCAAAGAGCCACGAGCCCAAGUGGUUCAUCGUCAGAGAGUCGUACAUUGCCAUCGUCGACGAGCCCGACACGCUCCAGGUCCACGAUGUCUUUUUGAUCGAUGGCAGCUUCGAGAUCGAACGGCCAAAGAGACUCUACAAGCAGACCAUCCACCUCGCCCAUGAGCUGGGGCAUGGCAGCGGCGCAAAGGAGCGAGGCUCGAGCGAAGAUGUUGAGGGAGAAGGAUCUGGGAAGAACCGAUCGCAAGAGGGUGACGAAGGCGGAGAAGAUACGCCCCAGACUGGUACGACGGCAAGGACCAUGCAGGAAGCUUCCGAGGCAGACAGCCCCAAGACGCGGGCUCAGAAGCAGACGGAGCAUCGUCGGAAUGCCAGUGCACCAGCUGGUAAAUCCAACGACAAGACAGCCCUCUUGACCGAGGGACAGUUCAACACGGAAAAGAUUCGAGGCAAAAAGUCGGGCAAGAGCAAAGUAGCUGCAUUCGAGCAGGAAGAGGGAGAAAGCACAGACGAUGACGAUGUCUUCGAGGGCCAGUCGGGCAACAGGAAGAGAUCGAAAGACGAUCCAAACGCAAACGUCUCGUCGCACACCUUCUACAUCCGCAACGCCGAGCGAAAGCUCAAGCUCGUCGCGCGCAACGAGAGGCAGAUGGACCAGUUCAUCGCCAGCAUGGACCGGGUGGCCAGGCGCAACAUCUUCAGCCGCCCCAAUCGCUUCGGCUCCUUUGCACCCAUUCGUCUCAACUGCAAUGCCCAAUGGCUCGUCGAUGGUCGCGAUUACUUUUGGCAGGUCAGCCGUGCGCUGCUCAGGGCAAAGGACCGCAUCUUCAUCCACGACUGGUGGCUCUCGCCCGAGCUGUACCUUCGCAGACCCGGCCAUCCAAAGUACAGGCUCGACAACAUUCUCAAAAAGAAGGCAGAGGAGGGCGUCAAGAUCUUUGUCAUCAUCUACAACGAGGUGUCGAACAACUUUACGCCCACCGACUCCAACUACACCAAGCAGCGCCUCAUCGGCCUCCACCGCAACAUCUACGUCCAGCGCAGCCCUUCGCACUUCCAGACAGGUACCUUCUACUGGGCGCACCACGAAAAGCUGUGUGUAGUCGACGAGACCAUCGCCUUCAUGGGCGGCCUCGAUCUCUGCUUUGGCAGAUGGGACACGUCGACCCACAUGCUCACCGACAACACGCACCCAAGCCUGAUCCCCGGGCAAUCAAAUGCCUCUGCCGACGGUCUCUCGGAAGAUGGACCAGCGCCCGCGGCUGACCCGGCUCUGCUGGGCCCAGGCGCGAACGGCAAGGAGUUCUACGUGUGGCCAGGCCAAGACUUUGCCAACGAGCGAGUCAUUGAGUGGCACGAUCUCACCAAGCCCCAGGAUGACCUCUUCGAAAGGCAUCGGCACCCGCGCAUGCCCUGGCAUGACGUCGCUCUCCAGCUCAUUGGGCAGCCGGCAAGGGACCUGUGUCGACACUUUACGCAGCGAUGGAAUUUCCUCCUCCGAAUCAAGAACCACAAGCGCCUGAUGCCGUUCCUCGUCCCGCCGCCCGACUUUCAGCCGUCUGAGCUCAAGAAGUUCGACUUGACAGGCACCUGUGAGGCUCAGAUCUGCCGGAGCGCAGGGCCAUGGAGUCUCGGCACGGCGAGCACGGUGGAACACUCGAUUCAAAACGCAUACCUCAAGGCGAUCCAGAUGAGCGAGCACUUUGUCUACAUCGAGAACCAGUUCUUUGUCACAAGCACCGAGACGAGGGGCACCGUCAUUGAGAAUCAGAUUGGCGAGGCCCUCGUCAGCCGCAUCAUCCGCGCCCACCGCGAGCAGACACCGUGGCGAGCCGUCAUCAUCAUUCCUCUGAUCCCUGGCUUCCCGAUGCCCAUCGAUCAUCCCGAUGCCUCGUCGGUCCGGCUCAUCGUCGAGCUGCAGUACCGGUCCAUCUGCACGGGUGAGCACAGCAUCUUUGGAAAGCUUCGCCGCGAGGGAAUCGAUCCGGACAACUACAUCACCUUUUUCUCACUGCGCCAGUGGGGCCGUCUGCCCGGUGGUCAGCUGACGACCGAGCAGGUGUACAUCCACGCCAAGGCCAUGAUCGUCGACGACCGGCUGGCCCUCAUCGGCUCGGCCAACAUCAACGAGCGGUCGCAACGCGGCGAUCGCGACUCCGAGUUGGCAUGCGUCGUCAGGGACACGGACCUCGUCGAUGGCACCAUGGCUGGCAAGCCCUUCAAGGUCGGUCGUUUUGCCCACUCGCUUCGCGUUCGACUCAUGCGCGAGCACCUGGGUGUCGACGUCGAUGAGAUCGACGCUGCAGCCAUCGAGGAGCAAGACCGGCGUCCGUCGCGGAUGCUGGACGAAGACGACCACUGGGACCCCGCCAACGAGCAGGGCAAGGACGGCGAUCCGAGCGUGGGGACGACGCAGGUGCAUCCACGCAAGCAGUUUGGCAACCUCGGCCGGACCGUGGCCGAAUUUGUCGGACCGGUGGGCUCGGGUGCGAGACGGGAGGCAAAGGAGGAGCUGUCGGGUGUCGCUUCGAGGAUGAAGGAGCAAGAGAACGCGCAGCUGGCAAAGGACGACAAGCAGCAACAGCACCCGAUGCACCGGCACGGUGCUGGCGAGUCCGUCGAGCAGCCCAUCCCCGAGAGGAUCGAGCGCAUCGUCGAGACGCACCAUGCGAGACCAGGCAAGGGCUCCGAGAACACCGUCGUACCUACGGUCGAGGAGCGCAUCAUCGUCGACGACCCGACGCUGGCGCCGGGCGCAGGCGACGGUGCAUCGACGCCUUCACAUGCAAAGAGCAAGAGUGGCGAAGACCUCAAGCGGGCCAUGUCUAGCAAGAUGUCCAUCAACCCGUGGGCGCCGCCCGCCACCACGCCCGAGAUUGACGCCGACAUGUUCGAAGACCCGCUCGACGACCGCUUCUUCAAGGACAUGUGGCUGGCAUCGGCCGUGCACAACACGCAGAUUUUCCGAAAGGUGUUCAAGUGCGUGCCCGAUGACACGGUCACGACGUGGGCAGAGUACAAGGCCUUUAAUGCAUGGGCCGACCGGCUGUCCCGCUCGAGUGGCCUGGCUCCCACGGCAUCGACCACGGCGGCGGCGGCGGCGGCGGCGGCGGCGCCAACAGCAAACGGGACCAAGAACUCGAAGCCCAACAGCCCGCAGAUCAAGCCUCAGACCUCGCACGUCAACGGGACAAGUGGAGCGACCGGCCACGAGGAAGAGAAUCACGACAGCGGCUACUCUUCGGGCGCAGGCCUGGCCUCGGCGGAGACGGGCCACUCCAAGGGCUUGGAGGGCGCUUCGUCGAGCCAGUCGCACCGUGGAAGCCCUGCAGCGCACGAGAAACACCUCCCGACGACGAGUCCGCCUGCCAACGCCUUUCCAAAGCACAUUCCCAAGCCCGACGACGGCUUCACCAAGAGGGAGCUCGAGCAGAUGGAGGCCCUGCUCGAAGAGACGAGGGGCACCCUCGUGCUCUUCUCGACGCGCUUCCUCGAGGCAGAGGACCGUUCAGACAACCUCUUGUUCCCCAUGGACAAGAUCAACCCGCUCAACGAGCUGCCCCACCUGCUUGAGCCGGACGCGCGUCACUUGCCAGUAGCAGAGGUGGUCCUGCUGCUUCUGCUCCUUGGUGGGACCCGCGAGUGGUUGGCCUUGUUCGACAUCGAGGCCCUUUGCGGCCCAGCGCCGCUGGCGGACGCGCAUGCCGACGCCCGACGCAGGCAGCGAGGCGAGGUGCUGGUAGAGCGUCUUGGAGGGCGCCAGCGCCGUGAGCGAGGAGCGCUUGACGUGGCCUCCCGGAGCAGCGUCGCCGUCGGUCGCAGCAUCGUUUUCGUCGUCUUCGUCGUCGAUGCUAUCGGCAAGCAAUGGAAAGUACCCAUGCAAUCCGCCAAGCAUCCGGCGCCACCGGCAACAGUCGACAUGGAUGAGCGAAGCAAGAAGAGGAUGAAGCGGGCGCACGAGGAAGAGGGAGAGCUGCAACAGCAAGCUAGCGAAGGGGGAGAUGCUCCGAGACCGACUCUGGGCGGCGUUGUCGAGCAACAAGGGUCCAAUGCCGGUGGGCUAGACCUGCCGGGUGCGGUUGGAAAUGCCUCCCGACAGAAUCAUCAGCAGCCGCCUGUCAUUGGCGGGGGUCAUCGCGCCUCGCUUCCCCAACUCGCUCUGCCCGGAGGCCAGUCGCCGCGCCCGAUGGGUCCCCCAUCGUCGUCGGUGUCGUCAGGGAAUCCGAAUAUGAACAACAAUGCAUUCAGACCGUCACCGGGUGCUACAGCAGGGCCUUCGAUGCGGCCUUCCAACCCGGCGACACCACAGGGCCAGCUGCCAGUGCAAGGCUCGACUCCGACUUCAUUUUCAAGACAGUCGAUGAGUGGGCCAGCGACGCCUGCCGGAUCAUCGGGCUUCAGAACGCCCGUCACGGGACCGCAGACGCCCGUCGGUCCCGGGCAGCCGCUGCCGCCUCCGAGCUCUGUCAGAGAGGGCAAAGCAAAGGAUCCUUUUGGAGGGGGAAGUAGCGGCGGUGGUGGGGGAGGGGGAGGAGCAGGUGUCGACUCGUUGCAGGAUCUCAUGGGCAUGACUGGUGUCGAUCUUAGGGCCGAGGAAGAAGCCAUCCAAAAACGAGGCUCGCUUGCUCAGUCGUCAGUAGCGACAGCCGCUGUUGCGCAUGGCCACGGACAGGCCAUGACACAACGGGCGAAUGUGCCCAGGUCGCUGCCGUUCUACCUCGAGAUCUUUCCUCUGUCGCAUCACAUCCACAAGAUUGCGGCAAGAUACGGGUUAGGGGUAGAGCCCGAGGUAUUGACGUACAUCUCCAUCGCGACGAGGGUGCGGUUCCGCAACUUGCUCGAGUCGAUGGUCACCGCUUCAAGACAUCGCAACUGGUCAUCGCAUCUCAGACCACCGCCGAUGUACGAGGGCGAGGAGGCAGGAAGCGACUCGAGCCGGCCAAUGUAUGACGAGGAGAUUCACGAUGAUCCGUCCAAGCUUCUGGCUGCGCUGGCGAAAGUGGAAAAGGCCGAAGAAGCGCGGGCAAGACUGGCGCGGCAAGAGAGGGAGGAGAGAAAGGCGGCGAGGAUGGAGGGCGCAGAGGGGGAUGGGCCAAGCGCUGGCGAGGAAGGAGCAAGAGACGGGGCAGCAGAGGGCAGCGCCGGGGGCGGCGGCGAGGGUGGGGAAGAGGGAGGCAAGAAAAAGGGAGCAAAGAAGCCCGGUGUGGCAGCCACUGCUCGCAACAUGACGGAGGACAAGCGGCUGAAGCUGGCCAACAAGACGGCAGCGGCGGCGCUUGGCUUUGGAAACACGGGCAAGGCAUGGAUGUUUGGGGGUGCCUCGGCAUCCUCGUCGCCAUCGCCGGCGGCAUCGAGCGGCAAGCUGAAUGGGAGCGCAGGGGGCAAGGCUCUGCCGAAGCCGAGAUUCGCACCGGCGCCCGAUCAGCAGGCGUCCUCCUCCUCGUCCUGGAGCUCCUCCAAGCUCGCGCCAGGCUCCACUAGCUCAGGGUCAAGCUUUGCCAACCCUGGUGGAUGGGGCGACUUGGCGGCUCGACAGCGAGCACAGGAGGAAAGAGAGCGCCAGGCUCGCGUUCGCGUCACUCUCGACGAUGCCCUGUACGCCCUCGAGAUGGAGCGGGCAGGCGGGGCGGGCAGGGGAAGCGGCGAGUCGGUCCUCUACAAGACGAGGGCGCUGGGCAGUCGAGCGUUUCCUCCGCCAAAAAAUCCGCCGCCCUCUUGA